AUGGCCUCAACAACUCUUGCAAUGAAACUCUUCUCACUGCUAAUUUCUUUAUUUGUUAUUGUCCAAAUGGCAGUAGCUGGAGAUCCGGACAUCCUCUCUGACUUUAUAGUCCCUCCAAAUGUUACAGUUGAUGGAAAUUUCUUCACAUUUACUGGCAUGCGUUUCCUUGUUGGGGUAGGUCCUUCCACAACUUUUAAGGCUUCAAAAGCAAGCUUGGCUGAAUUCCCGGCUCUUAACGGGCAGAGUGUUUCUAUUGAUGUUCUUGAAUUUCCGGCUGGCUCUACUAGCCCACCCCACACCCGCGUUCGCGCUAGUGGACUCCUUUUCUUGAUUGCUGGUUCCCUUGAAGUGGGGUUCGUUGAUACGACCAACAAAUUGUUUACUCAAACACUACAACCGGGUGAUAUGUUUGUGUUUCCAAAGGGACUUUUACACUUCCAAUACAACGCUGGUACGGCACCUGCUAUAGCAAUUGCAGCUUUUGGGAGUGCAAACGCUGGACUUGUUUCACUUCCCAACACUUUGUUCACCACCGACAUUGAUGACAAUGUCUUAGCAUUAUCCUUCAAGACCGAUGUUGCCACCAUUCAACGUCUUAAGGCUGGUCUUGCUCCCAAGCGCUAA
Messenger RNA from Alnus glutinosa, 624 nucleotides. Its product is annotated as germin-like protein 9-3. The transcript has a single exon. Bases 1 to 624 code for a protein of 207 amino acids. NCBI's taxonomy places the organism in Eukaryota, Viridiplantae, Streptophyta, Magnoliopsida, Fagales, Betulaceae. The record is from RefSeq and is a predicted model, not a curated record. Gene Ontology annotation, cellular component: cell wall. Gene Ontology annotation, molecular function: manganese ion binding.